Diprion similis is the source of this 926-nucleotide messenger RNA. RefSeq names its product gonadal protein gdl (gene gdl). The transcript is spliced from 2 exons. NCBI's taxonomy places the organism in Eukaryota, Metazoa, Arthropoda, Insecta, Hymenoptera, Diprionidae. The coding region runs from base 202 to 726 and encodes 174 amino acids. The record is from RefSeq and is a predicted model, not a curated record.
GUGUCAGUUUCGUGGUCGGUAUUGAUGUAUCGUCGAGAUUAAGAGUGUGAUGAAAAAUAUAUUUAUUGUAGUUCAUCAUAAUUAUGAAAUGAUAGUAAGGUAAUCGAGAAGGCCGUGCAGAUCGCAGGGACUUUUCAAAUUUCUGGAAGCGCACGAAAAAAAUACGGGAUUGGGGAAUGCGAUGAACGCUCGAAAUUAACAAUGGAUGUUGUAAAUCCUACGCCACAGGAUCUUCAGAGAAAGCUCUACUUUCUCGUUGAACAAUUACAACACAUGGCCAGCGAGUUGCCUCCCAAAUAUCAAAUGCGUUUACCGUAUGAACUUCUGUCUGGACUGGCAAAUUCUUUGCUAAACGAUACUAUAUUUGAAAUAGUCAAAGGGUUGAUGGAAAUUCAACACGUUACAGAAAAACACUUGUUUCAACAGCGACUCCAGCUAUUGAAUCAACAAAAAAUUGAAGUUCAAGAGGCACUGUCCAAUUUACAUGACGAGGAAAAAUGCAUCGCAGCAAAAAUGAUUUUACAAAAGAAACACAAAGAUGAAUUGCGACAAACUGAUAUGAAACUGGUGUUGCAAUUAGAUCAAAAGGUAUCUGACCAACAAGGCAUAUUGGAAAAAGCUGGCGUUCCUGGAUUCUACGUCACCAAUAACCCCACAGAAAUUCAAGUACAGAUGAGACUUUGUGACUUCAUAAUACGGCUCAGUAAAAUGGAAAUUCCAUGUUGACCAUGCGCGUUCAAAUCUUGUCCUAUACCUAAUGAACUAGCUUAUACGGCAAAUCACGAAUGACAAUUAUACAGUAAAACAAAGUGAUCAGUAACAUUUUUAAGAAAAACUGCAAUCAGAUUUGUAUCAGAACAUCAGGCUUGUAUUUCAUGUACAGAUGUGAUGAAAAUAACGUUGAAUAGAUUUCUUUCUCUAUAGAA